Messenger RNA from Alosa sapidissima (American shad), 2686 nucleotides. RefSeq names its product RNA-binding motif, single-stranded-interacting protein 2-like. NCBI's taxonomy places the organism in Eukaryota, Metazoa, Chordata, Actinopteri, Clupeiformes, Clupeidae. The record is from RefSeq and is a predicted model, not a curated record. Gene Ontology annotation, molecular function: poly(U) RNA binding; poly(A) binding; mRNA 3'-UTR binding. The transcript has 13 exons. Bases 75 to 1397 code for a protein of 440 amino acids. Gene Ontology annotation, cellular component: ribonucleoprotein complex; cytosol; nucleus.
AAGCUGAAUUUCCCUAGCUGACGUCAGCUGACUGUCUUGGCUGUACUAGCCGCUCCGGACAUAGUGCUGUAAAAAUGCUGCUCUCUGUGCCGCCAAGGACAGGAAUCAACCCAUAUAACGGCUAUACCAGCAGAACCAGUAAAAAGCAGGCGUAUGUGUCCUCCACCCAACAGAUGGCGCCACCCAGUCCCAGCACCACCACUACAGCCACCACCACCACCAGCAGCAGUAGCAGCAGUAAUGGGAGCAGUAUCUCAGCUGACCAGCUGAGCAAAACCAACCUCUACAUCCGCGGCCUUCACCCUGGGACCACAGACCAGGAUCUCGUCAAACUCUGUCAGCCGUAUGGCAAGAUUGUAUCAACAAAGGCCAUCUUGGACAAGACCACCAACAAGUGUAAAGGUUAUGGCUUUGUGGAUUUUGACAGUCCAGCAUCGGCACAGAAAGCAGUGACUGCACUGAAAGCUAGUGGGGUCCAGGCUCAGAUGGCCAAGCAACAGGAGCAGGACCCCACCAACCUGUACAUCUCCAACCUGCCCAUGUCCAUGGACGAGCAGGAGCUGGAGAGCAUGCUUAAGCCCUUCAGCCAGGUCAUCUCCACCCGCAUCCUCCGAGACGCCAACGGCACCAGCCGCGGCGUAGGCUUUGCCAGGAUGGAGUCAACAGAGAAAUGUGAGACCAUCAUUCAACAUUUUAAUGGCAAAUACAUAAAGACUCCUCCUGGCGUGCCAGUGCCCACGGAGCCCCUGCUGUGUAAGUUUGCGGACGGAGGCCAGAAGAAGCGGCAGAGUCAGGGGAGGUACCAGCAGAACGGGCGGCCCUGGACGAGGGAGGGGGAGACGGGAGGAAUGACGUUGACCUAUGACCCCACCCCAGCCUUACAGAAUGGGUUCUACUCAUCGCCCUACAGCAUGGCCCACAACCGAAUGAUUGCACAGACGUCCAUUUCACCGUACAUGCAUUCUCCCGUAUCCACCUAUCAGGUACACAGUCCAUCCUGGAUGCAUCCCCAGUCAUACCUCAUGCAGCCCACAGGAACUGUCCUGACGCCCACCAUGGAGCACCCCAUGUCCAUCCAGCCCACCUCUAUGAUGGGCCCCCUCGCGCAGCAGCUCAGCCACCUAUCACUGGGCAACGCCGGCACGUAUAUGGCUGCCAACACGGCUAUGCAAGGGACUUACAUCCCCCAGUACACUCAAGUGCCUCCCUCCAGCGUCGCAGUAGAGGUGAGAAACGGCAGGGAAAAAACCAUGAGGAGACUGCUUGGGAGCGUCCAUGCCUAUUCCUGGGGUAACGCUUGCCUCUGUCUCCCACAGGAAAACAACGUUCCACAACAGCAGGUCGCCAUAGAGACCCCGACGGAACACACCACCUACUCCUACCAGCACAGCAAAUGAGGAGGUGUGUGAAUCCUGUGGAGGUCCAGUGCGUGCUGGAGAGUGUUUCUCUCUGGGACAAGGACACGGUCUACCUGAAGCCAAGUGCUGAAAGACACUCAAAACACUACAUGGACAAACACACACAUGUUGAAGACAAAGAACGGAACAGAUUUUUUUUUCUAAAAAAAGAAGACAAAAGACAAAAAAAAAACACUACCAAAAAGGAAAGACAUUUUUAUUCUACCACAUAUUUUUUGGUUCGUUCUGGGCAGCAGGCUAGCCCUGUGUGGAGGACUGCUUGCACAGAGUGCUGAAACUGCUGCAUUUAAGAAGAGACUCUAAAGCUAAAGCAAUGAAAUGAACAAAACUGGCUAAGAAAACAUCAAAGGCAACACACACAUACACUCACUGUCAGACAUACAUGCAGAGACAGAGACUGAUGCACAGCAAAAGCCUGAGCAACCCCCCCCCCCAACACACUUACACACACACACACACACACACACACACACACACACAUACACACACAUACACAAACAAACAAACAAAGGCUACACACACACACAGAGAAACGUUAUUUUUCUGCACGUAAUACAACCAUUUUUUUUAUUAUUCUGGGAGUCCAGAGUUAAAUGAGAAAAUUGAGGCUACACCAUGUGUCGUUUUAGAAUUUUAGUAUGAUUUAUUUGUUCUUUUCUUUUUGAAGUGUUAUUUUGAAUUCUUAAGCUGUCAGCUACAGUGAAAAUGUUUUUUUGUACAGGUCAAGAGGUCAUCCAGCAAUCAACAUGUCCUUUUUUGCAAUGAUGUGGCUUUAUUUUUAACAAAUUAAAAGAUUUUAUGUGAAACUAUUAACAAACUGCUUAAAGCUGUUUUGUUCUGAUGGCAGUGGGGGUUUCCCAUAAUGUGUAGUUCUUUUAGAAUUGUGAACAUCACUAAUUCCUCUUGUAGAAUUACAUAGCAGUGGUUGAGCCUACCAUAGGCAAAAAAUUAAUUUGGCAGGUUUCAUUCCAUACAAAGCCUGCUAUUACAAUAGAUCUGGUUAGAGUCAGAAAAAGUUAAUUUUAAAAUGCUUUAAAAUGUCAGUCGACUGAACAAAAGGAAAUAGAAAGCCCAGUAGAAUUUCUGUGGUAGGCUAGAAAUGUAUUGCCCGCAUAUCUUACGAUGGUGCUACUGUUUGUGGGGCAAGUCUGCCCCCUGUCUUCGCCUCCAUACCUUGUGUCCAUGCCAUUCACUGAACAUCACUACCAUGCAAAGUAGCUUUAAGCAGUUUUGAUGGAUGGCUUAGGAAUAAACUGUCCAAUACUUCA